Molecule: messenger RNA, 1098 nt
Organism: Ostertagia ostertagi
Lineage: Eukaryota; Metazoa; Nematoda; Chromadorea; Rhabditida; Trichostrongylidae
Source: the annotation of a GenBank genome assembly
AUGGUACAUCCUAGCACUUAUAUGUAUAAGCUGGUCCAUGAAAGAUUUCUGAAGGAUGCUGCUUUAUCUUGUGCUACUGCCACAGCAAUUGCGCUAUCACCAUGCGGAAACUUCGCUUUUAUUGGUUAUUCCACUGGUCAUGUUGAUCAAUUCAAUGUUCAAAGCGGACUUUUCAUAAAGACGUUCACAAAAGGUGCUCAAAUAGAGGAAAAGAUGACUAAAAAGGAGAAAGCUAAGUUAGAGAAAGCGCAUGAGUCAAGGAUAACAGCUCUGACAGUCAAUUCUCGUGGUUCUGAGCUGAUUACCGGUUGCUCCAAGGGUAGCUUGAAGUUCUGGCAAGUGCGAAGUGGUCAACUCUUAGCGACAAUGCGUACCCGAUUACGGAUAGAGCGGUCGGCGCCGUGCACAUCGAAUAGUUUACUGGCUAUUGCCUGUGCAGGAGAUGAAGGUGCUUCAGUAGCUGUUGUGGAUACAUUGUGUCGGCGUGUCGUGCGCACCUUCCUUUCUGUUGGUCAUUCUGUGAAUGCGUUGACGUUCUCAAGUGAUGGGCGGUGGCUUCUUACAGCGGACGACAAGAAAUAUAUCAGGGUCUGGGAGCUGUCGACCUCGCAACUCAUAGAUGUGAUGCUGUUCGACAAGCCAUGUAUUAGCAUGUCCUUCAACAGUUCUGGUGAAUAUCUGGCUACUGUUCACAAGGGUGAAAAAGCGAUCUUUGUUUGGGUGAACAAGAAUAUGUACGCAACACAUGUGAACAUACGAGCUCUUCCCUUGGAUUACGUACCUACGUGGGCGGAUUCAUGCGUGGCAGAAAUGGGUGUUAAAACAUUUGUAAUUGACGACGAGAGUGAUGACGAGGAAACCGAUUCGGUGCUGAAGACCAGAAAAGACUUCGAAUUGGUGCAGGCGUAUAUGGCGACAGCAAUAAAAAUUCAUAGGUCGUCGUUGUGGAAGAAUGAAGGUCAAAGCAAAGAGACGGACGAGCUAUUAAAAGUUCUAGAAGAGUUAUCUGUCGAAGAAGAGCACGUGUGGUCGGAUUACGAUCAAGUUAUGGUACAAAAUGCGGCAGUUGCACAGUGGGUCAAAAAUGCCCUCUUAUAG